Messenger RNA from Macrosteles quadrilineatus (aster leafhopper), 2624 nucleotides. RefSeq names its product protein lethal(2)essential for life-like. Gene Ontology annotation, biological process: response to heat; protein refolding. Bases 283 to 783 code for a protein of 166 amino acids. The transcript has 3 exons. The record is from RefSeq and is a predicted model, not a curated record. NCBI's taxonomy places the organism in Eukaryota, Metazoa, Arthropoda, Insecta, Hemiptera, Cicadellidae. Gene Ontology annotation, molecular function: protein folding chaperone.
UUUGUUUUAGGAAAAGGAAACAAUCAAACUGGAAGAUAGAUUUAGAUUGAUUGAUUUAGGACCAAUCAGUUAAGAAGAUUCCACUGCUAACAAGAUUUUAGUGAGUGAGUCGGCUUCGGCUAACACAUUUACAUAAUAUUAAGUUACAAGUUACAUUUUAUUCAAGGGUGGUAGUAAAGUUAAGUAACUUUACUUGUACUUUACCAUCACAGUACUGUGACCUGUUCUUACCUGUGCAACUUUAACUUACCGUUCAAAAUCAGAAGGAUCACUCGGAAAAAGAUGUCCUUGGUUCCCCAUAUUGCUAAAGAGCUGCUGAAGGAACUGUACUGUGAGAGUCUUGGUUCUCUGCCACACACAAACUACAUCCGACCCUGGCGACUUACCCAAGCUGAAGAUAGUGGCGUGUCCAGUCUAGUCAAGGAUCAAGAUGGCAUCAAGAUCUCUCUCGACGUACAACAGUUUAAGCCGGAAGAGCUAAGUGUAAGAGUUGUCGGUGAUUUCAUUGUAGUAGAAGGGAAUCACGAGGAACGUGUUGACGAACACGGAUUGGUUUCUAGACAAUUUACUCGCCGCUACCACUUGCCUGACAAUGUUGAUAUUGAUGCUAUCAAAUCAACAAUGUCCUCGGACAACGUUUUGCAGUUGACAAUUCCGAAGAAAGUUCUUGACAAGAAAAACAUAGUCAACAUCCCUAUCUCUAAAAUAAACCCUCCACCAUCCCCAUUUACCAGCCCAAAACCACCUGCUGAGAAGAGAAUGAAGAUUGAAGAAGGAGCUUAAGACUGAAGAUUGAAGGAGGUGACCAAGUUAAGACUGAUGAUUGAAGUAGGUGCUUAAGUUAAGAUACAAAUAAAGACUGUAUUAGGAGCUUAUAAGUUAAGAAUGAAUAUUGAAGUAGGUUAAGAUAUAUUUUUGGAUACUUUUUGUUAAAGUUUGUCAUCACCAUUCUCAUUCCUCCUCAAUUGAAACUCAUUGAACUGCAUUAUUCCUACUUAAACACUUAUAGCCUUCACAUUAGCUAAUUGGUGAAAAUGAGUAACUUUAAUACCUAAACUAAAUCUUACUUUACUGAGUUCCAUAACAGGCUAAUAAUUCUAUCUUUUGCUAUAAUAUACUGCUAACUUCAACAGUUCAAGUUACUGCCUCCAAUACCCUCAAACUUUUGAUUCUAAAUUGUUGUUAUUGGUUUUAACUUGCCAAUCUAUAAGUUUCAGAUAGAAGUGUGGUUGUAAAUUAACAGAAAAGAUCCAAAAAGUUUUGUUUACAUAUGAAUGAUAAUUGGAUUGAUGUGGUUUUGUUGUUGAAAUGUAGUUGUAUUUUUUCUUUAGUCAACAUUCCUGUUUAUCAUGUAUAGUUCCUUAAAAGACUGAUUCAUCUCAUUUGUAGUGUAUUUUUGUAAAUCGUAAGGUUAAAAGCUUAGGCUAUUUCAAAGUAUUUGAGCUUGAAAAAAUCUUAAGCUUUGGUAUUAUUCUAUAGCUUUAGUUGUACAAAGUAAUUUAAAGUAACUGUAAGUGUUAGGUAUUUUUAACUGUUUUUAUGUACAAUCAUCUGAUUUUUGUUAUUUACCGUUUAAUCUUUUGUGCUCCACUCUCUCCUUACCGCAAAAUAGCGUAAUACUUUGAUAUCAAUUUUGUGACAAGGUUUUGUAGAAAGAAACAAUUUCUUAUAAAUAUUCAUGCUAUAGAUUUCAAAAUUAUCAUAGUACGCUCAUUCAGUGGUUAAAUCUUUCUGACAGAAAUCCCAUCUCAAUUCAUUGCUCAGGUAACAGGCCCAGGCCUCUACAGUUUAAAUGUGAAAUGUGACGUGCUAUGGGCCCGAGAGACAAUUGCACCCCCUUCCCCCUACUGUGCAGGAAUUUUUCUCUUCCAUUUGCGCCCCUUGACCUAGGCCCUUUUAUUAAAGCGGCCAUGAGAAGGCAAAACUAGUACUUCCGAUGUUAUAGAUUCUUAUUCUUCUGCUAUAGAUAUCUCCAUGAUGUGGCAAACUAGAGUAGUCAGUGUCAAUGGACUGGUGGACUAAUUAGUAAUUACAUGUAGUUCUUGUGGAAACUCCAAGGAUUAUUUAUCUAUUGCUAAGGACUCUGUUGGGACUUGCCAUAGCAAAGUUAUUUUUAGUUCUUGCAUGCUGUGUUUGCUGCAAUUUAUUCAUUUUUUUCUUAAACCAUUCUAAAUUUAUUGUUAUUGUUGCUGUUUUGUGUGAUAGUAAAGCUAUUGCAAUGUCAUAAGUUCAAGGUGGUUUUACUGUGAUAGAUACCACUUUUACAAACCAAUCCAUUAAUACUUUUAAACUUUAAAUUUGUAGACUUAAAUGCUGUUGUGUAUUUUACCAGGCCAUAAAAGCAUUUGUUUGUGCCUGGUUUUGGGUUGAGUAAGGUUGUCUUAUUGCCCAACCAAUUAAUUGUGCGUUGGUUGUUGGUUUAGCUUAACAAUUAUAGGUCAAUAUUUUACAAUAGUUACACCUUUUUUCAAUACUUUUUACAUUAAGAUUUUUAAGUAAGAUAUGGAUUUGAUGGCCAAUAUACAGUUUCAAAAUUUAUGUUAAAAAAGUGAGAAUAGAAUUAAGGUAAGUUGUUGUGUUUUGGUUGUAAGCAUGUUUAUUUAAAUAAAACAUUUUUCUUAAUA